GGCCACUCCCAAGUCACGCCUACCGGUUCGAGAGGGCGGGAGGCAAAUUCAACUAGGCUAAAUACAACUUUUACAGACACGUGAGUCUCUGUGACGAUAGUUGAUAUAUUAUUAUAAACACCACCUUUUCCACCAUCGAAAUGGUGAGAAGUUGCUUGGUACCGGGAUGUUCACCCAAAACCAGGAAAGGACGAGCAGUAAGUUUUCAUCAUUUGCCGGUUAAAGAUUGGGAGCGGUGUAAACAGUGGCUGCGGGCUAUCAACCACCUAAAGUAUAGAGAAGACACUGAUGCGGUACACUUAAAAAACCUGACGGUUUGCAGUCGCCAUUUCAAGCUGGAUGACUGGGAACUUAAUGUACUCGGAAUGAAGCGAACCGCGCUAAAGGACACCGCAAUUCCGUCCAUAUUUACCUUCCCAGACGACGAACAGCCGAGGCCAUCUGAUAUCAAACACAUUCGUCAUAUGAUUGCGAAAGAUUUACCUUUGUUGGCAUCUGGACAGUCAUCCCUUACCAAGAAACCGUCAACCCAAACCCCAGAAAAGAUACAAGCAAAUCCAGAAAGUGACAGACGGCUCGCUAAAACAAUAAUCGACAUCGGCAGUGCUUUUGCAUUGUGGCAAAAGUUCAGAGAUGAAAAUGGAUUUAAGACUGAUACUGAGCUGGCUUUUUACUUGCUAAGGAGGACAGCGUGCUGUGCAGAUCUUUCAGCUCGGCGUAAAAAGAGAAAAUUGGAGACGUUUACUGAUGUGGCUUCAGAGGAGUGUGAGAGCGAAUCAUCUCAGCACAGAAAUGGACAUCAUCAAGUCCCUUCUCCAUCCCAGACAGUUGAACCAGCACAGACCGAAAUAAAGUCAAAAGACCAACUUGGGUCAGAAGACCAGAUGAGGUUGGAAGACCGGAUAAAUUCAGAAGACCAGCUGAGUUCAGAAAACCAGAGUUCUGUUGCUCCAGCAUUAAACAAUGAAGAUAUUGUUCCAGAGUGUUCUACUUCAACCAUUAAAAAUGAAAUAAAAGAAGAACCAGUAGAGACUAAAGUACAACCAGAAAACAGACUUGAGAUCAGCAUGGACUCUGUUACUACAUCAGACAAAAUCACCCCCAGUUUUGUUCAGACUGUAAACUCAGUUUCAAUGGAAAUUAAAGAAGAACAUACAGAAGGACCACUUGUGCCCAAUAAAACUCAUUUCACAGGACUGUUUGGGACCUGUUUUCAAUGUGGAGAGCCAAUGCAGGAAUAUACAACCAGAUCAUCUGGGAGCCUCAACCAACUUCAGUGGAAAUGUUCAAAUGGACACCUCAUGUGUCUUUUCUCCAACAACAACCCAACACGGACACAUACACAUCUGAGCUAGUUUUUAUAAAGUUACAUGUUAUUUAAAUAAAGAUUUACUUUUAUAUAACA
Molecule: messenger RNA, 1405 nt
Organism: Misgurnus anguillicaudatus (oriental weatherfish)
Lineage: Eukaryota; Metazoa; Chordata; Actinopteri; Cypriniformes; Cobitidae
Source: RefSeq, a predicted model, not a curated record